AUGGAGCAACCCAGGGACAGGAAACCCUCUUCUGAGGACUCCGUUGCUCUCAACCCCACACCUUUCAACCUCGCCAACUCCAUCAUCGCAAACUGUCUCCCCAACAAUCCUUUCGAGUUCACGCUCAUAAAUCGUGGUCCAGGCAUCUUUGCUGCGGCCUUUGCGUCCUUUCCUCGUCUGCCUGGCGGCUUUGCGGCGAAGGCCGCUUGCCUGAACAGCGCUCUCCCGACCAAGAUGGAAACUGGCAUUGCAACUAACGAUGACGCGCACUCGUACUCGAGUUUCGCAUCUACGGUCAUGUCGUCAGAUCCCCUAUCGUCUUCCGGUUUGUCGACACCGUCGACUAUGGUCGGUGAUGAUUCGAUCGACUCGUCAUUUUUCUCCACUUCAGCUCCAUACUCUUCCCCCUACACGCCUCCGUGCGAUCUUCGAUUGUCAUUUAGAGACCCUGAGCAAGUGAUGAGUGAUGUCGACGAUACCGAGGAAGACCAGGACUCGAACAAGGAUUCAGAUUGCGACUUUGCAGCCAUUGAAAGUGACGAAGAGUCUGAUGGUGAAUCAAUUGGAUGCGUCGAAGAUAGCGACGACGAAAUGGAAUACGAAGAGUCCGAAGACGACGAUUCCUGUGUUGAUGAUGAAGAGUUUGAAGAAGAUGAUGACUCGAUUGAGGAGCAGUUAUCGUUCAUAUCUUUUGAACGCUCAGUCCACUUUUCUUCUGCUGCUGACGAAGUGAUACCUCAAACCGGCCCCCAAGAACCCCUCUUUGAUGCUGCUCCAGAGAUGACUUGCCACGAAAGGAUGAUGCUAGCAGACCAGUUGAAGCUUCGGCGGAUUGGAACUUGGGAUGAUGGAGGAGACUAUGACCCAGAGGAGCAUUCACGCGAGUCUUUGCAGCUAGACAAGGGCCUUCUGUUUGCUUAUAUCAAUGGCUUACGGACUUUGAACCUGAAUUAUUGCAAGACUGCUCUGCGAUCGCAAACGCUACACGCAAGCCGAGACGGGCUCGGGAGAUUGGAUGCACGGGUCGACAAGGAUAUGAAUGAAUAUUUGGGACGCAUCUCAGACCUUCUUCGAGGCAUUUUUCCCAACCUAUUUACCGACGACGAGUACACACAUAUUCUCGCACAGGCUGAAUCGGCAAUUUCUUUUGAUGACUAUGGCCAGCUGAUCUACGAAGCUCGGUCAACGGACGUUCAGCACAUGAUUAGGAGCUUGUUGGCUGAACGACUCGAUUAUGAUGAUAUGUUCCUGGAGGAGGAGAUGCUGGAGUGGUUUGCAGGCAACUUGAUUGCACCAUUGGGCCGUCAGGCGCUAUCCCGGCGGGAACAGAAGGCUUGA
Uncinocarpus reesii 1704 is the source of this 1338-nucleotide messenger RNA. RefSeq lists its product as uncharacterized. Bases 1 to 1338 code for a protein of 445 amino acids. The record is from RefSeq and is a predicted model, not a curated record. The transcript is spliced from 2 exons. Lineage: Eukaryota; Fungi; Ascomycota; Eurotiomycetes; Onygenales; Onygenaceae.